Molecule: messenger RNA, 1773 nt
Organism: Rhizophagus irregularis DAOM 181602=DAOM 197198
Lineage: Eukaryota; Fungi; Glomeromycota; Glomeromycetes; Glomerales; Glomeraceae
Biological process (GO): NLS-bearing protein import into nucleus
Cellular component (GO): cytoplasm; nucleus
Molecular function (GO): nuclear import signal receptor activity; protein binding
Source: RefSeq, a predicted model, not a curated record
UUAACUUAAAAAAAAAUUUCUCUUUCUUCUAAAAAUAAUGCAAGUACAAAGAAGAAAAUCAUUUAAAACCAAUCGAUUAUUUGACUUUGAUCAGUUAUUUCAAAAUCGUCAAAGACGAAAUGUUGAAAUUAGACGUCAAUUACGUGAAGAAAUAAUAUCAAAACAUCGAAAUUUAUCACCUUUAAAAGAAAAAUCUUUCUCAAAUGAACCAAAAUUAAUUGUUAGAAAUUUAAAAAUUGAAAAUCUUUCCGAAAUUGCUCAAGGAAUUUAUUCAAAUCAUGUUGAGAAACAAUUGAUUUCCAUGAGAAAAUUUAGAAAAUUAUUGGCUGAAGAACGUGUCCCACCAAUACAACAAAUCAUUGAUACUGGUGUUAUACCUAAAUUUGUGGAAUUUUUACAAUCAAAUAGUCAAUUACUUAAAAUUGAAUCUUCUUGGGCUUUAACAAAUAUUUUGGCAGGAAAUAUUGAACAUAUCAAAGUUGUUAUCGAUUCUGGUGCUUUACCAAUUUUUGUUCAAUUAUUACAAAAUGAAAAUUCUAAUGAAAUUAAGGAACAUGCUAUUUGGGCUAUAGGGAAUAUUUCUAGUGAUGAAAUGUUUUGUGAUAUGGUUUUUUGUUCUGGUGCUUUAGAAUCUUUAUUAAAUAUUUUAAAUCAAAUUGAUGAAAAUUCUUCUUUAAUUCCUACUUUGGCAAGGACAAUAUGUAACCUUUGUAGGGUUAAAGUAUCUGAAGAUGAAUGGUAUUGGUUAUCUCUUGCUUUAUCUAGAAUGAUUUAUUCUGAUGAUGAUGAUGUUCUUUAUUCUACUUGUUGGGCUUUAUCUUAUCUUUCUGAUCGUGAAAUAGAUUGUAAUCAACAAAAACAUUCAAUCAUUAAUACUGGAAUAUGUCCUAGAUUAGUUGAACUUAUGAUUCACAAAAAUUUUAAUGUACAAUUUCCCGCUUUAAAGUGUGUCAAAAACAUUUCUGCUGGUUCUCAUGAUCAAACUCAAGCUAUCUUACAUUGUCAAGCUUUAAAAAUUUUAAGAGAUUUACUCGUUAGUACGAAAUGUAGUAUUCGUAAAGAAGCUUGUUUAAUCGUAUCAACGAUUGCGAAAAGAGCUGUAAAUCAAAUUCAAGCUAUUGUAGAUGCCGGAAUAAUUCCUUUAUUAAUUAAUUUAAUAAGAAAUUCGGAUUUCAAAACGAAAAAGGAAGCUAUAUGGGCUAUUUGUAAUAUUAUAAAAUAUAGUUAUAGUCAACCAAAUUCAUUUCGUCAAAUAAUAAAUUUGGGAUGUAUUCAACCUAUGAUUGAUAUGUUAGAUUGCAAGGACACUGAAAUUAUUUUAACAAUAUUGGAAGUAAUUCAAAUAAUUUUAAAAUUUGGUGAAUUCGCUAAAACUCCAAAUAAUAGAGAUAAUGAAUAUUCGUUAUAUAUUGAAGAAAUUGGUGGGAAAGAAAAGAUUUAUGAUUUACAAUAUCAUAAAAAAGAUGAAAUUUAUCAUAUAGCUUAUGAUAUUAUUGAUAAAUAUUUUGGUGAUGGUUUUGAAGAAGGAUUCGAAGAGGUUAAUAAUUUUACAUUUCGACAUAACAAUAACAAUAAUAAUAAUCCUUUUACAGGAUUUCAAUUUUUUAAAACAACCUAUUCCUUUUGAUAGAUGUCAUUUUUAAUGAAUCUGAUUCAUAUUACAAAAUGGUGAAACUAGUCAAACUCCUAGUGGCAUUUCUGUUGUUCCGAAUCAAUUUAAUCAAUAGGAUUUUAGUUUUUAUAAAGAUUUUUUUUUUUUUUUAAUUUUCUAAU